AAUAUGUUGAAUCUGUAUAUUAUAGACAAAUAGAAGUCUCAAUUCGAUAUUGAAAAUGGACUCAAUGGAGGAAGAACAAUGUUUACAUCAAUGUGCAAGCUAUUUCCAGAGCCAUAACAUACAAUUAUUAUUUAAAGAUUGUAUAGUUCAACUUUGUUUACAUAAACCUGAAAAUCCUGUAACUUUUUUGCGACAAUAUUUUCAAAAAUUAGAGAGAGACCAAGUUAAAGCGGCGGCAGCUGCAGCUGCUUCAUCUGAAGGUGAGGCAGAUGGAGAAUUAUCACCAUUGCCAGUACCCGGCGGUCAAUUGCCAAGACGCCGGGGUGGUAUCAGCGCUGAACCAGUCACGGAGGAAGAUGCUACUAGCUAUGUCAAAAAGGUUGUGCCAAAGGAUUAUAAAACGAUGGGUGCAUUGUCAAGAGCGAUUGCAUCAAAUGUUCUAUUUACUCACUUAGAUGAGUGUGAACGAGCGGACAUGUUUGAUGCCAUGUUCCCUGUACAAUGUCUACAGGGGGAAACUGUUAUCAGACAAGGCGAUGAGGGUGACAACUUCUACAUCAUAGAUUCCGGAGAAGUUGAGGUUCUAGUGAAUGGUGAACCAGUGACAACUAUUGGGGAGGGUGGUAGCUUUGGUGAACUGGCACUUAUAUAUGGAACUCCCCGAGCAGCUACAGUACGUGCUCGUACUCCCCUGAAGCUCUGGGGUCUGGAUAGAGAUUCGUACCGAAGAAUCCUAAUGGGCUCCACCAUCAGGAAGAGAAGAAUGUAUGACGAGUUUCUCUCAAGAGUGUCCAUUUUAGAAAGCCUAGAAAAAUGGGAGCGUUUGACUGUAGCGGAUGCACUGGAACCAGUAUCGUUUAAUGACGGAGAGACCAUAGUACGACAGGGUGAACCUGGCAAUGACUUCUAUAUCAUUGUCGAAGGUACAGCCGUGGUGCUGCAGCAGAGAGGAGGUUCGGGUGAUCCGGUCGAGGUGGGGAGAUUGGGCCCGUCGGAUUACUUCGGGGAGAUAGCGUUGUUACUGGACCGACCGCGAGCCGCCACCGUGAGGGCGGACGGACCACUCAAAUGUGUCAAAUUAGACCGAGCCAGAUUCGAAAGGGUCCUGGGUCUUUGUGCCGAUAUCUUGAAGCGAAACAUCGCGCAGUACAAUAGUUUCGUUUCUCUGUCAGUGUAACACUAACCUAAUGGAUAGGAACGUUGAUACUGUUGAGUUGUAUGUUUUAAUUUUAAUACAUAUGUUAUUUGUUUUGUCUCGCUUCUAUGCAGCGAUUUUAUUAUUUUGUGCAGAAUUGUGUUAAUUUUUUUCAUAAUGUUAAUAAUAUAGAAAUUUUUUAUGCGUUUAUUACUUAAAAGUUGAAUGUAAAAUAAAUACUUACUGUCAUAUCUCUCCUAACAUGUCGUGUAAGAGAUGUUACAUGGUUUUUAUAACUUAAUAUAUUAUUAUGUUGUGAUAAAUAGUAUGUGGUAUUUUAAAUUAUUUCUAGCACUCUCGUAAUGGCAAUAGUUAAUAAAAUUCUUUAUGAUUAUAAUCGUAGACUAAAAAUGAGUAAAGUUAAACCAACCAUUAUGUAAUUAAAUUAAAGUAUACGUAAAACUCACUUUAACCCUUGAAAAUAAUUUAACUAUAAUAGCACUUGUUAAAACUUGUUUUUCUCAAGAAAUAGAAUUGUCAGUCACUCAACCACUUAUAUUAGGUCAUAAAAAUAAUAGUUUUUUACAAUUUUGAACUCGUUUAAUCUCAUGAAAUUUUUUUUUUAUAUACGACACUAUCAAAGGAAAUAAUUGUCCAAUUCAUGCUAACAUUAUUAAAAUACAGAUUAUGUGUAUGUAAAAAGCUUCACAGAUGUUGUUUUUUAUUAAAUUAUUAUUAAAAUGUUAUUAUUAAUAUAAAUUUGUUUUAAACUA
Molecule: messenger RNA, 1908 nt
Organism: Danaus plexippus (monarch butterfly)
Lineage: Eukaryota; Metazoa; Arthropoda; Insecta; Lepidoptera; Nymphalidae
Gene: Pka-R1
Product: cAMP-dependent protein kinase type I regulatory subunit
Exons: 7
Coding region: 56-1177 (373 amino acids)
Biological process (GO): regulation of protein phosphorylation
Cellular component (GO): cAMP-dependent protein kinase complex
Molecular function (GO): cAMP-dependent protein kinase regulator activity
Source: RefSeq, a predicted model, not a curated record